AUGCUCACCUGCAGGACUGAGCAGGACAUCAUGCUUCAAGUUUCUGGGUACCAUCCACCCAAAGAUAUCUAUUCUAGUCCAGGUUCCACACACAUCCCACCUUUAUUGACCCAAGUGCAUACAUCAGAUCCUUGGAAGCUGACAAUGAAGAGGCAGGUUGCACCACCUUACACCAUAUCUUUAUUGCGGUGGGAAGACCCAAGCAUGUACAUCAGAUCCCUGGAAGCUGAAGAUGCAGAGGCAGGUUGCACCACCCAGCACCUCCCUCCCUCCAACUCAUCCUACAUUCUACUGUGCCCCCCCUCUCAGGCUGAUAAGACUUCUUGCCAGUCCUUGAUUAACACAGUCUACAACUUUUCUUCUUUUGUGGUAGAUAACGUGAUAAACUGUCUAGACACUGGAACAUGGUUCCUCGUUAAGAUAAUUCUCUGUAGAGACUACAGUCUCAAAUAUGAAUAUGUUGACCAAAGACUGGUUGGUCAAAUAGGCACAGAGUGGUGA
Suillus subaureus is the source of this 501-nucleotide messenger RNA. RefSeq lists its product as uncharacterized. The transcript is spliced from 6 exons. NCBI's taxonomy places the organism in Eukaryota, Fungi, Basidiomycota, Agaricomycetes, Boletales, Suillaceae. The coding region runs from base 1 to 501 and encodes 166 amino acids. The record is from RefSeq and is a predicted model, not a curated record.